AAAAGAAGAAGCGCACAGGCAGGCCGACGUCCUGCUCCGCGGGUAGUUAGCUGGUGCUGCUGCCUCGGCGAUGAUUGACAGAGUCAGCAGAGGUUUACACGGUCGGGCAUGUCCGCUUCCCAGCUCGGUUGUCACCGUAACAGAAACAACCGCGGCAUGGCGAGUCAAGAAAGAGCACCGAGUUCUCGGCCCUCGCCCGCAAGAACACCAUGUAUCGGAUUAUUGAGGAUGUUAUUUAUUGCUUUUAUUCACACGACGCGGGCCAAUAAACAAGCAUUCAUCCAGUCAGACACAAUUCUAGAAGUUUUACAUUUUGGUGAGGGGAGUCUUUUACAGGCAGAGUCUGACAUUGAUUUUAGUUUAUAUCAUCAACAAAGCGCGUCGCCCCACCGAGGGAACUGCCGCCCGAUACGGUUUGAACCGCCGAUGUUGGACUUCCACGAGCAGCCCGUUGGAAUGCCCAAAAUGGAGAAAGUUUAUUUACACAACCCAAGCUCAGAAGAAAUUAGUUUAAUAUCAAUAUCAGCAACAACAGCACAUUUUCACGCAUCCUUUUUCCAGAAUAGGAUAAUUCCACCAGGAGGAAACACGUCCUUCGACGUCGUGUUUCUCGCCCGGGUUGUCGGGAAUGUAGAAAACACUUUAUUUAUUAACACGUCACAACACGGAGUGUUUACAUACCAGGUUUUCGGGGUCGGCGUCCCGAACCCCUACAGACUGAGGCCCUUCAUCGGGGCCCGAGUCCCAGUAAACAGCAGCUUCUCCCCUCUGAUAAACAUCCACAACCCCUUCAGUGAGCCGCUGCAGGUCGUUGAGAUGUACUCCAGCGGUGGAGAUCUUCAUCUAGAGCUUCCAACAGGCCAACAAGGAGGCACCGGAAAACUCUGGGAGAUUCCUCCCUUCGAGACGAAGGGCGUGAUGAGGGCCAGCUUCUCGUCCAGAGACGUCGACAACCACACGGCUUUCAUCCGGAUCAAAACCAACGCUCCCAACGAGGACCAGUUCAUCAUCCUCCCGGUGGAGGUGGAGGUCACGUCGGCUCCUGGGAUCUACUCCUCCACGGAGAUGCUGGACUUCGGGACCCUGCGCUCUCAAGAUCGUCCCAAACUGCUGAAUCUGCACCUUUUAAACUCAGGAACAAAAGAUGUUCCUAUAACGAGUGUACGCACGACUCCGUCAAAUGAAGCCGUCACUUUAGAUUUCAAGGCCGUCACGCUGAAAGCCGGAGAAAGCAGAUACACCAAAGUAGCAAGUAUUAGUUUUGAUGCCUCAAAGGCGAGAAGACCAUAUCAGUUCUCUGGCAAGAUAACGGUGAAAGCAAAAGAAAAGAGUUACUCCAAGCUGGAGAUCCCUUACCAGGCAGACGUCUUAGACGGCUACCUGGGCUUCGACCAAACGACCACUCUGUUCCACAUCCGGGACAGCCCCGUGGACCCGGUGGUCCGACCCGUCUUCCUCACCAACGCCUUCAGCUUCGCCAUCCGGAUACACAACGUGUCUCUGCCCGAAGAGGCCAAAACCAUGUUUAACGUGCAGAACCUCAGCGUCCCCCUCCUCAUUCCUCCGCACGAGUCGCGCUACAUCUUCUCCCUCCUCUUCAGGCCGGUCCGACCCUCCAUCCACAUAGACAGCAACAUCCUGCUCAUCACCAACGCCUCCAAGUUCCACCUGCCGGUCCGAGCCUACACCGGCUUCUUAGAGCCUCUGGUCCUGCCUCCCAGUCUGAAGGAGAACCUCCUGGACUUUGGCAUUCGCAGUGCGACCGAAACCAGCAGCAUCACCUUUGUGGUGGUCAACAGUAAUCCCAUCGAGCUGGAGAUCAAGUCCUGGCUGGUGACGGGGGACAGUCUGUCUCUGGAGCUGCUGAGGACGGAGAAGGGAAACUCCACUGUGGCUCUGAGUCGCCUCCGAGAGCUGCAGAACACCUCGGCCUCCCAUCAGAAGACGGUCAUAUUAGCAUCGGGCUACUACGCGGCCUUCAGAGUGACUCUCGUGGCCAAAGCGCUGGAGGGCGCGUACGACGGGGCCGUGCACAUCACCACGGAUUACGAGAUAUUAACCGUCCCGGUGAGAGCGGUCAUCGCCGUGGGAGCGUUACACAGCUCUCCCAAGCACAUCGAUCUGCCAUCGUCAUUUCCCGGCAAAGUGGUCCAUCAGAGCUUCAGCAUCCAGAGCUCCUUCACGCAGAGAGUUCGUCUGCAGCAGAUCCGCUCGCUGACCGAAGACAUCCGCUUCUACUACAAGCGGCUGCGCAACAACAAAGACGAGCUGGAGCCGCGGCGUAAAUCGAAGGUGGCAAAUAUUUAUUUUGAUGCCAGCUUGCAGUGUGGUGAUCACUGUUAUGUGGGGCUGCCAUUUGUGCUUAAAUCUGAGUCGAAGCCGCAUGGGCUGGCGCUGCAGGAGGACAUCUGGGACGCUGACGUGGAUCUCCACGGGAAGCUCCUCAGGCGGUGGAAGGAGCUCAAGGAGCGCUCGGGCCACAACAUUGAAGCCGUCUUCGAGGUCAACACGGACCUCCAGAAGAACGUUCAGGCUAAAAUAACCGCCCACCUGAGCUGGCCCUCGCUGGUCAACUCCUCCCAGAGGAUCCUGUUUCCUCUGACCAACACCAACGGCUCCUCCGAGGAGCAGGUGAUCCUGCAGAACCCCGCGGACGUGCUGGUCUACGUGCAAGUCCUCCCCUUGGCGCUGCUGCCCAACCCCUCCGUGUUCUCUGGAAAGCUGGCUGACAGGCUGCCGUUGGGAAAUUUGUCGAACAUCAACAUCGACGCGAGCACCUUGGAGUUCCAGGUCCACAGGAAUCAGACGUCGGUAAUGAAGAGCAGCUCGGGCUUCGUAGAGGGAUCGACCCGACCUUUUGUCUACAACCUGGUCCUGCUGCCCGGAGAAGUGAAGGCCUUCAGCGUGAGGUUCACGCCCACCAGCAACCACAGCGUCUCGUCGCUCCUCAUCAUCAGAAACAACCUGACUGUGAUCGACGCCAUCGUGCUUCACGGCCGAGGAACCACGGAGAGCCUGCGAGUGGCCGGCAAGCCGCCGGGACACGGCAGCUCGCUGAGGUUCAAGAUGACGGAGGCGCUGCUGAAGGACUGCACCGACAAGAUAAAAGUCAAGGAGCCGAACUUCACGCUGAGGAGGACGUUCAGGGUGGAGAACACGGGCCUGCUGCCCAUCACCAUCCGCUCGGCGGAGAUCAACGGACAAGUCUGUGAGGGAUUCGGAUUUAAAGUCCUCAACUGUCAGGAGUUCUCCCUGAAGCCCAACGCCUCCAAAGACCUCAUCAUACUGUUCACACCCGACUUCACGUCGUCCCGAGUGAUCCGGGAGCUGAAGUUGGUGACGUGCGGCGGCUCUGAGUUUGUGUUCGUGCUGAACGCCUCCCUGCCGUACCACAUGCUGGCUGCCUGUGCGGAGACGCUGCCCCGGCCCAGCUGGGAGCUGGAGCUCUACGUCAUCGUGUCCCUCAUCAUGAGCGCCAUGUUUCUGCUGGUCAUCGCCGCGGCCUGGCUGGAGGCUCAGAGCAUCUGGGAGCCUUUCAAGAGGCGCGUGUGGGUGGAAUCCAGCUCGCCCGUGGAGGCAAUGAGACCCUUCAAUCUCAGGGAAAUCGUGCAGAUUCAUAGUGAUUCAAAGUUGAACGACUACGGCGACGCCCCUCAGAACUCCAGAGGCGGGUACAGCAACGGAGCGGCUCGGAUCGGAGGCCGUCAGGGGAACGGCCGCGCCCUCGCCGACCCGGACAGCCAAGACAAGAGGUCCCGGAUCCCCUUCAGCCGCCCAGCUAUGCAAACCGCUUCCUCUCAGCUGACCAGAGGAGGCGCCGCCUCGGGCCAAGAAGGGCCGCCCGCCGCCUGUCAGCUGACCAACCGGAAGGCUCGGAGUACCAAACCGCCGGAGCCGCAGAGUCAAAGUUUAGCCGGCACGUCGCCGCCGGGAGGCCUCAGCCCCGAGGAGGCCGAGUACGCCAGCCUGGUCGGCGCCAUGGACAACGACCUGGACCGGCCGGACGCGCUGAGCGGCGAGACUCUCCAGGAACAGAGCGCCCAGUCGAUACAAAACAAAGCGUUGGAAUCUAAAGGGAAGCUUCGGGGGAAAACAAAAGCCCAGAAGAAGAAGGAGGAGAAGGAGGAGAAGGAUAAGAAGCCGGCAGCAAAGACUCAGGGAGAAGAGCUGAAGGACAACAUUGCCGACAACGACGACAGCUCCUCCACCACCACGGAGACGUCCAACCCGGACGUGGAGACGAACCUCAGAGAGGAACCAGUAAAAAAGAAAGGAAGGACGGUCACCGUAAAAGAAAAAGAAGAAAUUCCAAAUUUCCUAAUCAAGCCCAAAACCAAGAAACCAGGUCCCCCAAAGAAAGAGAACCCGGCAGAGAAAUCCAGCUCUCUGGAGCUGCCUUAUGUAACGCCGCUGGAGAACAAACAACGCAAUAGCUUCACGUCCAAAGCUCUGCAUCCUCUGAGCAGCAUCCCGAAGAGCCGGCCGCAGCAGAAACCCAGAUUUGACGGGAAGCUGGAGGAAGGCCGCCCCUCCCUGUUGGCCAAGUUGUUGUCCAGCGGCCCGAUGCCCGAGCUCGGCCACAGCAGCAGCUCCGACGGCGAGAAGGACUCCGCCGCUCCCGAGUGGGACGUGCCGCUUUCCAAAAACUGCGUCCAAGCAGACAGUCUGCAGCAGAUCUCCCUCCAGACCAUCAACGCGGACCCCUUCCUGAAGAGGUCCGCCACAGCGGGGGCCUGCACCCCUCCCCCGACCUCCCCCGUCCUCCUGUCCCGGGGCUCCUACAGCAGCGUGCUCAACAGCAACAGUGAAGGGAACCAAAAGAAGGCUCCAGGAAAUAAACUGUCCCCAGCGGUUCCUCUCCCAGGAAAAAACGGGAACCCCACCUUCGCUGCUGUAGCUGCUGGUUAUGACAAAAGCCCAGGUGGCUCCGGUCCGGGUAAAACCGACAAGGCUCUGGCCCACAUGAUGUCUGUGGAGAGCGACGGCUCCGACAGCUCUGGGCUGUGGAGCCCCAUCGACUCGGCCAGUAGUCCGAACUACCAUUCAGCCAACUCCUUCUCUGCUUUUGGACCCAACAGUUCUUUCAACCUGACCAAAGUAUUCAGCGGGAUGAACGUCUCAAAGUCCUCGGAACCUCAGCAGAACUGGGCCGACUUCAGCUCCGCCGCCUCCUCCAUCUGGGACAUGCCGAGCAGCGACUCCCUGCACUCCUGGCCCAGCAGCUCCAGCUCCCCGACGGCCCCGACCGCGUCCCUGCUGGGGGCCGCCCGUAACCCCUGGUCCGCCACGACGCCCUUCAGCAGCUCCAUCUGGUCGACGAGCGCGGAUUCAGCGCUGCACCCGUUUCCCCCGCCGACCACCUCGCCGACGCUGAGCGACCUGGUCUGCGCUCCCGUCCCGUCUUCGCCGCCGGCGGCCGCGACCGAGCUGAGCCGGACCUACAACCCCUGGAACAUGUGGCGGCCGACCCUGAGCCGGCGCAGCUCCGAGCCGUGGCCCAGCUCCUCGGACAACGGCAGUUAAACUGCAGCUCGCGCGCGCUCUGUACGCUAAAUACACAAAGCAUAUAUUUCAUAGCCGGAGGAUUCCAACCGAAAGCGAUGCGUCCUUGUCAAGUGUGAAAAGGGGUUUCGGCAGCAGAGCUGCAGGUUGCUGAGCCGUUUAGUUCUCUGCAGCUUUUUAUUCACGGAGGCAGAAGUGCUAACUUUUUAUUUUGAUUUAUUUUAACAGGUGGCCGUGAAUAAAAAAAAUUUAAAAAGGCUGUUUGCACGGUGUGCUAAUGCCAGCGCAGACAUUUGGCUCCGCGGAUGCACUCCCAUUGGUUCAUGGCCCAGAGUCUCCGAUAUUCAGUGUUAAUGUUGGAACAGACGUCUGAUUUUAAGCCAUGUGUCGUUUGUCAUUUCGGUUUCUUGUUUUUUUUAAAGUUGGUUUGAAAAAGUCAUUUUAUUUGGCCUCUGAAGUGUAAACUGAGUCAUCGACGUUUUAAAAAAACAACCAAGCCCUCAGUGAGAAAACAUUGGUCAUCAACACUUUUUGGUUUGUACUCGACAGCUCCUCCAUUUGUCAGCAAAUUUAAAUAAAGGUUUUCAGCAGAACA
Molecule: messenger RNA, 6097 nt
Organism: Gasterosteus aculeatus aculeatus (three-spined stickleback)
Lineage: Eukaryota; Metazoa; Chordata; Actinopteri; Perciformes; Gasterosteidae
Gene: tmem131
Product: transmembrane protein 131
Cellular component (GO): membrane
Source: RefSeq, a predicted model, not a curated record